AACUAGAUAAAUUUUUUUGAGUCUGUACCUUGACUAUUAUCUUGACUAGUGGAGGAUCAUUUUUUGAGAGUACGUUUCCCUUGUACUAGGCCUCCAUGUACUCUGUACUGUGCUAUUCAGUUCAGACAGAAAUCACAACCUGAAAAUUACACGCUGCAAGUUACAAUUUUGAUGCCAGUGCACACCAAAAUAAACUGCACGGAAUUCACGCCUUAGACCAUGGCGGACGAUUCUAUGCUUGUGAACUUUGCAAUCGAUGAUUCUGGAUUGGCACCAAACCUCAGUUUUAAAGGCGGGCGAUGGAAAGAUCGACUUACUGCCAAAAAAGCUGCCCGCCGCCGCCUCGACCGAUUAGGGCAAAGGACAGACAAACACGACGCUCUGGAUAAUGACUUAAGGAAUGAUGGACGAAAACUGCAGGCAGUCACAGACGCGGAGAAUGAAAACUGGAGACCUAUUAAACGACAACGAAGGGAUAAUAGAGGGGAACGUGAAUCUAUUCCCUUUGCACCCAACACACUCCAAAAUCCAACAUCAAAAAGCAAGGUCGCAACGCGCGACAAGGCACUGCCCCAACAAUUUGUCUCAUCGCUGUUCUCAUCGAACCCCGAGCCCAAGACGGAACUUACGAAUGAGCCCGAAGAUGAUGGAAGUGCAAAACCUUCCAACGCGCCACUUACUGGGGAGCUUGAUACAUUUACGUCUCUGGGUCUCUCACCUGGGCUCGCCAAUCACCUAAUGAAAAAGCUCAACCUCAAGGCACCAACGGCGAUUCAGAGAGCAGCAGUUCCCCAGCUGCUGCGGGAGGACACAGACGCAUUCAUACAAGCCGAAACGGGUUCUGGAAAGACGCUGGCAUACCUCCUCCCUGUAGUGGAACGCAUAACCCGGCUAUCAGAAGGCGCGCAGGCCUCAGAUGCCACAAACAGCAUGAUUAAGCGAAAUUCUGGACUUUUUGCAAUCAUUCUCGCACCAACGAGGGAAUUGUGCAAACAAAUUUCUGUAGUGUUGGACGAGAUUCUACACUGCGCUCACUGGAUCGUUUCCGGGACAGUCAUUGGCGGAGAGAAGAAGAAGUCUGAGAAAGCAAGGCUACGGAAAGGUCUGAACAUUCUUGUUGCUACUCCGGGCAGACUUGUCGAUCACCUUGAAAAUACAGAGGCGUUGGAUGUCAGCAAUGUUCGGUGGUUAGUGCUUGAUGAAGGGGAUCGUCUCAUGGAGCUAGGAUUUGAGGAGGAGAUCCAAGGUAUCGUGAAAAAGCUUGACGCUCGACAAGUCACAAAGUCAAAUGAGCAAGGAUUUCUAACUCCGAGACUGCCUUCAAGGAGAAAUACAAUUCUUUGCUCCGCUACCAUGAAGAUGAAUGUUCAAAGGUUAGGUGAAAUCAGUCUCAAGGAAGCUGUGCACAUAAAAGGAGAGGAAUCCUCGACAACCGAUCCAGAUAGAGCUGCCAACUCAGAAUCUGCCUUUUCAGCUCCCGCCCAGCUGAGGCAAUCGUAUUUGAUUGUGCCCGCAAAACUUCGCCUGGUGACGCUGGCGGCAGCUCUGAAGCGCGCCUUUGCCCGUCGAGGGUCUGUGAUGAAGGCAAUUGUUUUCAUCUCCUGCGCAGACUCUGUGGAUUUUCAUUUUGAAGUUUUUUCGAAGGCCAUCGGCGACCACAAGGCUGAGACCGCCUCCACAGAUGAUGAAGUGAUGGAAAACGCGCCCAACAAGGCCACGAAGGAUACGAUAGCUAAAGCCGUCGCAUUUUCUACCGAGGACAGUCCAGUUAGCCUCUUUAAAUUGCAUGGAUCUCUGCCACAAAAUGUCCGCACGGCGACGCUUACAGCCUUCAGCAAGAGCAAAGAUCCAGCAGUGCUGAUCUGUACUGAUGUUGCGUCCAGAGGAUUAGAUCUCCCUAAUGUUGACCUGGUUAUCGAGUAUGAUCCAGCUUUCAGCAAAGAAGACCAUCUUCAUCGCAUCGGAAGGACGGCUAGAGCAGGUAAUGAGGGCAGGGCUCUUCUAUUCCUUUUACCUGGAGAUGAAGAAAGCUACGUUGGAAUACUUAAGGAAUCGAAUCGGAAUGGUGGACGGGGUUUGAUUCGCAGUGAUACGAAUGAUCUGCUCAAGAAGGCCUUCGGAUCGACUGGACUAGGGGCUGGAAAUGACUGGGAAACGCGAGCCACUGACUGGCAGCUAGGUGUAGAACGGUGUGCGGUGGAAGAUGUCAAAUUUCUGGAAUUAGCCAGGAGAUCUUACCAAAGCCAUCUUCGAGCAUAUGCAACACAUGUGGCAGCGGAAAGGCAUAUUUUCAAUAUUAAAACCCUCCAUCUGGGCCACAUGGCUAAGAGCUUUGCCCUUCGAGACAAACCCGGUAGUAUUAAAGUGCCAGGGAUGAAGCCGGGGGACAGCAACGGCAUAAAGACAGGGAAGAAAAUGGCCCCGAAAGAUCGCAGCAGCGGAGCGAAUUCAAGAUCCGUGCUUCAAUCUAACCAAUCGCCGAACGAUGGGCAGGAGGCCGCAAGACGCAUGCGGGAGAAGCUCAAAGAGCAAAGCUCUGGCGCUGCAGAAUUUAAUAUUGGUUAAGUGAGAUUAAGUUUAAUAGAUAUCCCACAGAGAAAUUUUGCCAUCUUUUGAACCAGCCGCGAGCCAAUGUACAUUUUUGACAUCUUCAGUUCUGCUUCUAAUUUUAGCCUUCGAUGGGGUGCGGUUGUCCGGCGUGGAAUGCCCUGUUGGCUCAACGUUUGGCGAGUCUAUAUUACUUGGUAUCGACCCAGCCAAUUCUAUUGUGGCGAAUGCCGUUGCAUAGCAACCCUCUUUAUGCCAUUUCAAAACAGCUAACUCUCGGAGGUUCCUGGUUGAAUAGACCCGUAUUUUGGCAUCCCAUCCCGCCGUAGCA
Molecule: messenger RNA, 2878 nt
Organism: Xylona heveae TC161
Lineage: Eukaryota; Fungi; Ascomycota; Xylonomycetes; Xylonales; Xylonaceae
Product: DEAD-domain-containing protein
Exons: 1
Coding region: 220-2565 (781 amino acids)
Biological process (GO): ribosome biogenesis
Cellular component (GO): nucleus
Molecular function (GO): nucleic acid binding; RNA helicase activity; ATP binding
Source: RefSeq, a predicted model, not a curated record